UUCCCACGAUCACCACCUCCUCCUCCACCACCAUCAACACACGGCAUGCGCGUCCACGUGCCUAUGCUGUGCGCGUCGCCGUUCCUGCGGAAUUCAGGAGGCUGUGGUCGGACUCCGAAAGGCUCCCACCUAGAAAAUAAUGAACAACAAAUUUGACGCACUAAAAGAUGACGACAGUGGAGAUCACGACCAGGACCAAGGCUCACCGAAAGACGGUGAGAAGGAAAAGACUGAAGACGAGGACAAAGAACAGAGCACCGCCAAGAAAAAAAUGGUGGUUCCAGGGGCAGGAGAGCACCCGCUUCAGUACAACUACACCUUCUGGUACUCGAGGCGCACCCCGGGGAGGCCGGCCAGCACUCAGAGCUACGAGCAGAACAUCAAACAGAUUGGCAGCUUCGCCUCGGUGGAGCAGUUCUGGCGUUUCUAUAGUCACAUGAUCCGACCUAGCGACUUGACCGGUCACAGUGACUUCCACCUCUUCAAAGAAGGCAUUAAACCCAUGUGGGAGGACGAUGCCAAUAAGAUGGGUGGGAAGUGGAUCAUCCGUCUGAGGAAAGGCCUGGCGUCUCGAUGCUGGGAGAACCUGAUCCUGGCCAUGCUGGGGGAGCAGUUCAUGGUGGGAGAGGAGAUCUGCGGGGCUGUGGUGUCGGUACGCUUCCAGGAGGACAUUAUCUCCAUCUGGAAUAAGACCGCUAGUGACCAGUCAACCACGUCCCGCAUCCGAGACACCCUGCGCAGAGUCCUCAACCUGCCUCCCAACACCAUCAUGGAGUACAAGACACACACAGACAGCAUUAAGUAUAGCAUGGGAAGACUUCCAUGGUCUGGUGAAUGCUAGUGGAGGACGUUAGCCCCUCGCACAGAGAUACUCCGAAAAGAGUGUAGAUGUGACAUGUUGGAGGGGGUGACGAGUCCAGGGAAGGAUACUUCUGCGUGGAUUGCCACUGUGUAUUAUGAAGACAGCCAAAGUCCUGGGACAGAGACCAGAAGACUAUUCCUUCGUUGCUUCAAAUUGGAAAUGAAACAGAAAAGUCUUUCAACCGAACACUGAAAGAAGCUGAAGAAAGAGAUAUUUUUAAUCAACCGGAGAAGAGAAAAGCCUUCACUUUUUUUAAACUUCUUUUUGUUUUUUUUUUCUUUUAUGCAAGUUGUAACAUCUGUUAACUUGCCGCCAAAGGGAGGCUGUGUGACUGGCGUCUGCUGAUCUGGUCAUUAGUUGAUGACAAAGUGUACUUGAUAAAACAACAAAACCAAUAUGUUAUAAAACUAGAUAUGACACUCGCUGUUGACAUUAAGUGUUAAUUUGUUUUAUUGGGACUCAAACAGGGUUGCAGGUAGAUGUUAUUUUAUUACAGUGCUGUAUUUUAACUACAGUUCCUCUGAUCACUUGGAACUAGAAGGGAUUCUAUUAUUGUGUACGAUAUAAUUGUAAAUAAUGUCCACUUCAGAGAUCACUUAAGUGAAUCGGCAACAAUGUUCCAUCUUUUGACAUGGAAGUUGAAUCCCAAAGGACAAGGAGGAUCAUCUUGUGUUGGGCAGAAGGUUGUGUAAUUGGCAUCCUUAGGAUGAACUGCCACGCUGCCUAAAUCACUGUGCCUGGCCUCGAGCCCGACCCGAACCAGGUUUCCCUUUCUGUCCUGAUCCCGCCUUUAACGAAUCCAAGGGAAGGGCUAUGCUUUAUCGUUCUCAUCAGAGGUGUAUAGGAGUCCUGAAAACACUGACCUUCACUCCUUUUCCAUUUUGUAGUAAAAGAAACGAAACUGGGCCGAGGAUCGGGGUGCGUUACAGUUUUUAUCACGAGGAAGGUGUCGGUUUGUUUUUUCCGGAUCUGUGCGAGCAAAGCGCCUGUGGUUUGUUGGAGGACUGUGAUGCUGCCCAUAUUUGGUGGUAUGAUGAUGGGUGCAGGUGUGUGUGUGUGUGUCUGAAGUGAGGAAACACUGUUGGAUGUACACCUGCUGGAUUAUAGCAAUAAAUGUUAAAUAUGCAUCUGCUGCUAAA
Molecule: messenger RNA, 2001 nt
Organism: Mugil cephalus (flathead mullet)
Lineage: Eukaryota; Metazoa; Chordata; Actinopteri; Mugiliformes; Mugilidae
Gene: eif4e2
Product: eukaryotic translation initiation factor 4E family member 2
Exons: 8
Coding region: 140-841 (233 amino acids)
Biological process (GO): translational initiation
Cellular component (GO): cytoplasm; eukaryotic translation initiation factor 4F complex
Molecular function (GO): RNA 7-methylguanosine cap binding; translation initiation factor activity
Source: RefSeq, a predicted model, not a curated record